Molecule: messenger RNA, 798 nt
Organism: Colletes gigas
Lineage: Eukaryota; Metazoa; Arthropoda; Insecta; Hymenoptera; Colletidae
Exons: 3
Coding region: 1-798 (265 amino acids)
Source: RefSeq, a predicted model, not a curated record
AUGUUUGGACUGUAUCUUCUGGACGUUUAUGUGACUCGAUUGACACUGAACAAAGAGGUGUAUGUUGAUACUGGCGGAUCGCCACUGGUAGUAAAAGUUGUCUUUGUUAAUUUCCCAGCAAUGGAAGUCGCUGAGCGUAAACGAUCUCGUAAAGACGAUGACAUUUACAUCUACGAAUUUAAAGGCGGCCAAUGCUGUCAUUUUUCAAUGAUGUGCGAUGAACUGGUCACCAAAAUGAAGAAAGUCCCCCUAAAUAUCGGGGUUUUUAGAAAGGACGACUGUUAUCCCAUUUGCAAUAUUCGUACUCACCUCAGCGGUUGCGCUUGCGAUCUGGGUACGCAGAAGAUUGAAAGACCAAAAUCCUUCAAAUUCAGAGGACCUUUCGAUCUAGUCGAUUCUGGUAAUAGUUUUGCAGGGCAAUUAGGCGUGGACAUUACCGUUACAAAUAUAGGAAGGUGUAUGACGAGAUACUAUGCCCUGGUGCCCAACUGUCUCCUCUUCAAAACCGACCCAGAGGGACACGAGUACAGAUGCAACCUGAAAGAAUCGUCGAAAAUAUCAGACGAAUUAUUAUAUGGAGCUUUCGGAGACAAUAUAGGAAAAAUCGCGAAACUCACUCAGAAUCUGGAUCCUGAUUCUCCGGGACCUUUGGUCAUGGAUAUAGUUGGAAUUGCUCCGGCUGCUGGACACCUCGCGGCCGGAAGUCCUCCGCCUCGAGAACCGCUGCCGCCCUUAGUGGAUCCACAAAUGGCGCGAGGCAGAAGGAGGGGCAGACGCAGGAAAAAAGGGAAGAAAUAA